Erpetoichthys calabaricus (reedfish) is the source of this 5680-nucleotide messenger RNA. It is a transcript of the gene thoc2, whose product is annotated as THO complex 2. Gene Ontology annotation, biological process: mRNA processing; mRNA export from nucleus. The coding region runs from base 60 to 4793 and encodes 1577 amino acids. Gene Ontology annotation, cellular component: THO complex part of transcription export complex. NCBI's taxonomy places the organism in Eukaryota, Metazoa, Chordata, Cladistia, Polypteriformes, Polypteridae. Gene Ontology annotation, molecular function: mRNA binding. The transcript is spliced from 39 exons. The record is from RefSeq and is a predicted model, not a curated record.
CCUUUGACCCGGCGCUUUGUGCUAAACAUCCGGGCUAAUGUGCAAAGAGAGUGGGAAAGAUGGCGGCGUUGGUGUUCCCUGCUGAUUGGAUGAGAAACUGGGAAAAAUCGGGGCGCAGUGAAUUUUUACAGUUAUGUCGAAAUCUUUCAGAAAGUAAGCCCAGUGAUAAUGUAGCGCUAAGGGAUAUCCAAGCAGCCUUUUAUGAACUUACAUGGCAUUGCAUUAAAGGAAACCUCAAACUUGAGCAGGUUGCGGCAGUACUAACUGAUGUAAUGGAAUUACGAGAGGAUAUGUCAUCCGUUUUAGCAGAUGUGUUCUGCAUUUUAGAUAUAGAAACCAAUUGUUUAGAAGAAAAAAACAAACGCGAUCACUUUACCCAGUUGGUUGGAGCAUGUUUGUGCUUGGUAUCAGACACAGUUCUUAAAGAACGUUUGGAUCCCGAGACAUUAGAAUCCCUUGGACUCAUCAAACAAGCUCAACAGUUUAACCAAAAAAUUGUGAAAAUCAAGACCAAGCUAUUUUAUAAACAGCAGAAGUUUAACUUGCUGAGAGAAGAGAAUGAAGGAUAUGCCAAAUUAAUAACAGAGCUUGGACAAGACCUAUCUGGGAACAUCACCAGUGAAUUAAUCUUGGAGAGCAUCAAAUCAUUAAUAGGAUGCUUCAAUUUGGAUCCAAAUCGGGUACUGGAUAUUAUUUUGGAGGUAUAUGAAUGUAGAUCAGAUCAAGAUGAAUUCUUCAUACCUCUCAUAAAAUCUUACAUGUGUGAACCACAAACACUGUGUCAUAUUUUAGGCUUUAAGUUCAAAUUUUACCAGGAGCCUAACGGGGAGACUCCCUUAUCACUUUAUCAUGUGGCUGCAGCGCUGCUGCAACAGCACUUAAUUGAACUGGAAGAUCUCUAUGUACAUCUUCUUCCUGCUGAUUCAAGUAUUUUGGAGGAACACAAACGGGAGAUCAUGGAGGCGAAACAGAUUGCACGAAAACUUACAAUGGUUGUGGUUCCUUCAGAAAAGACAGAGGAGAAGGAAAAAGAAAAGGAAGAAGAAAAGAAUGAGAAGCCACCAGACAACCAGAAGCUUGGACUCCUAGAAGCAUUACUUAGGAUUGGUGACUGGCAACAUGCACAGACCAUUAUGGACCAGAUGCCUCCAUUUUAUGCUACAUCACAUAAAUCUAUAGCACUUGCAUUGUGCCAGCUUAUUCAUAUAAUCAUUGAACCUUUGUACCGAAGAGCUGGAGUGCCUAAGGGUGCAAAAGGAGCCACCAUUUGCCCUCUUAAAAAUAAGAAAGCUCCAAAACCAGUUGAGACAUUUGAAGAGUUGAGGAAAGAGGUUUUCAUCAUGUUGUGUUACCUUGGUCCUCAUCUUUCUCAUGAUCCCAUUUUAUUUGCAAAGAUUGUUCGUUUAGGAAAAGGCUUCAUGAAGGAGAGUGACAGCAAACAAGAUGACAAAGGAAAAAUGGAGACCUUGCUGAGCUGUUUUCUCAGUAUUUCUGACCAAGUUUUGCUCCCAUCUCUGACGCUAAUGGAUUGUAAUGCCUGCAUGUCUGAAGAGCUUUGGGGGCUCUUCAAAAUGUUCCCUUACCAGCACAGGUACCGUUUAUACGGACAGUGGAAAAAUGAAACUUAUAAUAGCCACCCCCUUCUUGUGAAAGUGAAAGCCCAGACUGUUGACCGAGCCAAAUAUAUUAUGAAGCGACUGACUAAGGAAAAUGUGAAGCCUUCUGGAAGGCAGAUAGGAAAACUGAGCCAUAGCAACCCAACCAUUUUGUUUGAUUAUAUGCUGUCCCAGAUCCAAUGGUAUGACAACCUUAUUAUGCCAGUUGUAGAUUCUCUGAAGUACCUCACAUCUCUAAAUUAUGAUGUUUUGGCUUAUUGUAUUAUUGAGGCACUGGCAAAUCCAGAGAAGGAAAAGAUGAAACACGAUGACACCACAAUAUCUGCCUGGUUGCAAAGUCUUGCUAGUCUUUGUGGUUCAGUCUUAAGGAAAUACCCAAUUGAACUAGCAGGAAUACUACAGUAUGUAGCAAACCAGUUGAAAGCAGGGAAGAGUUUUGAUCUGCUGAUUCUCAAGGAAGUGGUUCAAAAGAUGGCAGGCAUUGAGAUUACAGAUGAGAUGACAACAGAACAAUUGGAAGCUAUGACAGGCGGGGAACAGCUGAAGGCCGAGGGAGCGUAUUUUGGUCAGAUCCGGAAUACAAAAAAGUCCUCUCAAAGGCUAAAAGAUGCACUUUUGGAUCAUGAACUUGCAUUACCCCUUUGCUUACUAAUGGCCCAGCAGAGGAAUGGAGUUGUCUUUUUAGAAGGUGGAGAGAAGCAUUUGAAGCUUGUUGGAAAACUCUAUGAUCAGUGCCACGACACUCUGGUGCAGUUUGGUGGAUUUUUGGCUUCUAAUCUCAGCACAGAAGAUUACAUUAAGCGUGUACCCUCUGUAGAUGUCCUUUGCAAAGAGUUUCACACACCUCAUGAUGCAGCUUUCUUCCUCUCUCGGCCUAUGUAUGCACAUCAAAUACUGUCAAAAUAUGAUGAGCUGAAAAAGAUUGAAAAGGGAAACCGGCAGCAGCAGAAGGUUCAAAAAUACAUCACAGCAUGUGAGUGUGUGAUGAGUCCAGUCCAUGAAGCAGUCGUUUCACUGCAUCCACCCAAAGUCUGGGAUGAUAUCAGUCCCCAGUUCUACUCCACCUUCUGGUCACUUACUAUGUACGAUCUUGCUGUGCCACAAAAUGCCUAUGACAGGGAGGUCAACAAACUUAAGGCUCAGAUGAAAGCUAUUGAAGAAAGUUUAGAAAUGCCACCAAAUAAAAAAAAGAAGGAAAAGGAGCGUUGCACAGCCCUACAGGAUAAGCUACUGGAGGAAGAAAAGAAGCAGUUGGAGCAUGUCCAGCGAGUUCUGCACAGACUUAAACUGGAGAAGGACAACUGGCUUUUAGCAAAAUCCACAAAGAAUGAAACAAUAACAAAGUUCUUGCAACUCUGUAUUUUUCCACGCUGUAUCUUCUCUGCCAUUGAUGCUGUAUACUGUGCACGCUUUGUUGAACUGGUCCACCAACAGAAAACUCCAAAUUUUUGCACACUGCUAUGUUAUGACAGGGUGUUUUCAGAUAUUAUUUACACAGUGGCAAGCUGCACAGAAAAUGAGGCAAGACGAUACGGGCGCUUCCUCUGCUGCAUGCUAGAAACGGUCACUCGGUGGCAUAGUGACAAGACCAUUUAUGAGAAGGAAUGUGGCAAUUACCCUGGCUUUCUGACAAUUUUGCGUGCUACUGGUUUUGAUGGGGGAAACAAGGCAGACCAGCUGGAUUAUGAAAAUUUUCGACAUGUGGUGCACAAGUGGCAUUACAAACUAACAAAAGCUUCAGUGCAUUGUCUGGAAACAGGAGAAUACACCCAUAUCCGGAAUAUUCUCAUUGUUCUGACCAAGAUCCUGUUGUGGUACCCAAAAGUAUUAAACCUUGGCCAAGCACUGGAGCGUAGGGUGCACAAGAUCUGUCAGGAGGAGAAGGAGAAGAGGCCUGAUCUUUAUGCAUUGGCUAUGGGCUAUUCCGGACAGCUGAAAAGCAGGAAACCAUUUAUGGUCCCUGAAAAUGAGUUUCACCACAAGGAGCAGCCCAUGAGGAGCAGUGGUCCUGGUGCAAUACAGAAUGGCCCGGGUAGUACUGGCAAACCAGCAGUUCCUCCUAUUGUCACCAGUAAACCAGAUGAUGGAACUUCUGAAGAGUCAGAAAAAUCUAAAGAGAAGAGUCUAAGUUCUGUGAAAACUCCAAACAAAACCAACAAUGCAGCCCCCAAGUGUCCAACUAGCAAUGGAAGCACUGUUGCUAACAGCUCUAAGAUUAUCAAGGACAAGGAAGAUAAAGACAAAAGUGGAAAGGAAAAAAACAAAGAGAAGAAGGAAAAAACACCAGCUGCCACUCCAGAGGCCAAAGUACCAGGAAAAGAAAAGCAGAAGGAAGACCGUUCAGUGAAAGAGGAGAAGGCUCGUGAUAUCAAGGAAAAAACACCUAAAACAGAAAAGGAAAAGGAGAAGCUCAAGAAAGAAGAGAAGCCCUCGGCCAAGACCAUCGGUGCCAAUUUGGAGAUGAAGUCUUCUGCUGAGAAGGAGAGAGAAAUGGAGCAGCUGAAAGACAGAGAGGUUGCAAAGGAAAUAAAAAUGAAGGAGAGCAGCAAAGGAGAGAAGGCAACUAUGGCUGGGUCCUUGAAGUCACCUGUUCCCCGUUCAGAGUCUUCUGAGUCUGAGAGGGAACAAAAGCGACGUAAAGUUGAUACCCACACUUCACCAUCACAUUCCUCCACUGUAAAGGACAAUCUCAACGAACUCAAGGAUACUGCAGCUAAGCAGUACUACACCAACCACAGCAUAGCACCAUUAUCCAAAAGCAAAGAAAAGGAAAUGGAUAAGAAAGAAAUGGAGAAACCCAGGGAUCGAUCAAGAGAAAGGGAAAAGAAGGAUGACAAAGACAGGAAAGACCGAAAAAGAGACCAUUCAAACAGUGAUCGAGAAAUGAGUCAAGAAUUAAAAAGGCGGAAAGAUGAAAAUGGAACAGGCUCAUCAAAACACAGCAAGAGUGAAAGUCCAUCUGAUUCACCACAUUCCAGUGAAAAAGAAAGAGAUAAGAGCAAAAGCAGCAAGUCUUCUAGUAAAGAGAAAAGCGAUUCAACAAAACUGGAUAAGAGUUCAUCUGGUAAAAAGGAGUCAAGGCACGAUAAAGAAAAAGCUGAAAAAAAAGAGAAGAGAGAGAGCUCUGGGAUGAAAGAAGAGAAAAAACACCAUAAAUCAUCAGAUAAGCAUAGAUAAUGUAAACUGAGAUGACCAAGGCGACUUUUCUAUUGACUACGAGCUGAGGAGACCUGUUUUCAUUUGCUUCAUCUAAACUCUACAGAGACAAGUCUCAGUUUUUGCUUUGUUUUGGUAUGGAUCACUUUGAAAGCCGAGGACCCAGCUAAAUUGUACAAAAUGAACGAGCACCUGCACAAUAUUUUUGUUCUUUGUAGCCCAACAAUUAAAAAAGGCUGAAGUCUUUUACCUGCUUUUCCCUGCAUUUUUCAGUAAACAGCUGAAAGUCUGUUUUCAUCUAAUAUGAGCACAGUGUGCUACAAACAAGUGGAAUUGGCUUUAGACGGAUGUUGACUAUUCCUGCAGGCCUUCCAUUUCAUUGCCUGCUGCUUUUUUUUUUUUUUUUUUUUUUUUUUUUGGUCUUUCCCUAAUGUAUUGGAAGUAUUUGUUGGCUUUGCCAGGUUACCAUUCACAUGAACUUUUAGUUUAUGUUGUCCUCACAUAGAAGUCAUUUUAUUUAUUUUUUGCUCUUUUUAAUACAAGUACCCAACACCUGUAGCAGUUGCUGUUACAAUGCAAAUGGUCUUAUUUGUAUAUUAUGUAUACAGUAAAAUAUGGUUUACUAUAAUUGAGUUCAGAUUAUCUGUUCCUUUUAUUUCAAAUGUUUCUUGUUAAAUUUUUUGUGCUUUUUGUCACAAUGUUUUUAAAUAAAUUGUAUAAAAGUUAACUCGUUAUCAGAUGCAAUUGCAAGUAGGACUUGUACAACUGCAGGAGAUUUGUAUUGCCAUCAUUUAGUCAAAAAAAAAAAAAGAACAUUUCCAAUCUACUUUUUUGGAAUUUUUAUCUGCUGUAUUCUACCAGUGUAAGCUUUUUCUAAAUAAAUAAUAGUUUUCUCAGUGGGUCGUAAA